Molecule: messenger RNA, 300 nt
Organism: Brassicogethes aeneus
Lineage: Eukaryota; Metazoa; Arthropoda; Insecta; Coleoptera; Nitidulidae
Source: the annotation of a GenBank genome assembly
AUGGGCCUAUUAUUAUCGAGCAUGCCUUACUUCCGAUUGAAGCACUAUCAGAAGGAAGCGCGAAAUAAACAUUUUCGUCAAUUUAGAGAAAGUUUCUCAAGAAAGUUUUCUAGGGAGCAAUGCAAUACUGACAUCAUUAAUAGAUUAUUGCUAACAUCCGACCCAUAUUUAAGUUGCAAUAGUAAAAAUAAAUCCAAAAAAUCAGAACCUUUCUGCAAGACUACUCUAGAAAUAUUGCUUCCAGGAAAAGUUACACAAGAAGUUGAAAGUGACGAAGAGGUUUGGGAUUCCUCAGAUUAA